Messenger RNA from Lentinula edodes (shiitake mushroom), 339 nucleotides. RefSeq lists its product as uncharacterized. The annotation marks the transcript as partial. NCBI's taxonomy places the organism in Eukaryota, Fungi, Basidiomycota, Agaricomycetes, Agaricales, Omphalotaceae. Gene Ontology annotation, molecular function: DNA helicase activity. The record is from RefSeq and is a predicted model, not a curated record. Gene Ontology annotation, biological process: DNA repair; telomere maintenance. The transcript is spliced from 2 exons.
GACAGUAAUGUGCCUCCGUCCAAGAAGAAGCGCCAACUUCCGCCGUCCUGGUCUGAAGAAGCCCUCGAGAAGGUGACAACGUCUAGAUCGUCGACAAUCAGGCCUCAAAUCAGGAAUUUGCCGAGCACAAGUAGUCCAGUGGCUAUUAAACGACCGGCUGGAGUAUUUCUCAGUCCAGAACAGAGUCAAAUUCUCCGAUUAGUAGAGGAAGGAACGAGUGUAUUCUAUACGGGGAGUGCAGGGACUGGAAAGUCUGUCCUCUUACGUGAAAUUAUAAAGACCAUGAAGAAAAAGCACAAAUCAUUAGACGCGGUCGCCAUCACCGCUUCUACAGGUGAU